UGGUGCCCCGCGGCCGGCUGGUUCGUCGCGAUGGCGGGAGCUCCCGCGCAGGAGAGCUGCAGAGGCUGCACCUCCGCCAGCUGCGCGUGCGGCGACCGGGGCGCAUGGAGCGAGCCCUCGCUCCUCAGCCGGCGGCUCUCGGGGGGCUCGCCGGGUCGCCGGCUGCUGGAGCAGUGGACGAGCGCGUGGGGCUCCCCGAACGGGCCCGCGGCGGACGCGGAGCGGACGCGGAGCGGGGAGGCGGCGGCCGCGCGGGACGAGGACCGGCCGCUCGUGUUCCUGUGCGCCGGCUGCCGGCGGCCGCUGGGCGACUCGCUGAGCUGGGUGGCCGGGCCGGAGACCAGCUGCAUCCUGCUGCGCAGUGUUUCCAGCAACGUUUCUGUGGAUAAGGAGCAGAUACUGUCCAAACGGGAAAACGAGAAUGGCUGCAUCCUGGAGGCCCUGCGCUGUGCGGGCUGCGCGCUGUCCCUCGGCUACAUCUACCGGUGCACGCCCGGCCACCUGGACUACAAGAGGGACCUGUUCUGCCUCGGCGUGGGGGCCACGGAGAGUUAUGUCCUAGGGUCCUCCGAGAAGCAGAUCGUGUCGGACGACCAGGCGUUCAGUCUUGAGAGCAGAACGGAAAUGGAGAACUCGCUGAAGCAGAUGGAAGACGUUUUGAAAAUCUUGCAGACAAAGCUGCGCGACGUGGAAACGAAGUUGUCCUUGGCCAGUUCCAGGUCUGAGCUGCGCCCCUAGUGCCCGCGGCUCCCGCUGAGGUCGCCGUUCUGGCUGCCACUUCCCCGGACGGGGGGCUCUCGUUGGCCGGGCACCGGCGUGUCCGCGCACCGGCACCGGGAGUAGCUGUGGACUUGCUGUUGGGCUCUGUUUGACGGUGAAGAGAUGACUGUUUCCCGUGUUGAGUUUUACACCCGUUUUGUGACACUUGCUGGGAAUAGAAUGCAGGAGCGUUUGUUCUGAUCAGGAACGGCCAUGCUUUUCUGACCUGUUUCUCCUUGUAUCACGUCCGUCUUCAGUUUGUACUUGCCCGCCACUCCCCUCGGUGCUGAGUGAGAUGAGCGCUGCGUGGCUUUCCGGCCCCGUGCGGCCGGGUCCUCUGAAACGCCCACAGCUCUGGGGAGCAGCAGGGCUCAUCUGUGGGGACUGGAAACCUGCCGGGAGCCGAGCUGACGAGCUCAUAGCGGAGCCCCGGCUCCUGCUCCUGUGGUGCCCGCCCGCCCGCCCAUCGGUGCUUCCAGAGGGAAGCGGUGUCUCCCAGGGCGGCCUGGGGGUUCGUGUCCCGUUUUCCGUGAUGUCAGACCUGCAGGGCGCACGCGAGGCUCAGUCAGGACGAGAAUAAAGAUAAAAGCAGCGCUUCAGGGUGAUUGUGACGGACUGGAUUGUGGCGCGUGAGCCAGAAACCCAGGGCCCACCUCCACUCCUGCACGUGGCGUGUGCGUGGCCUGCUCAGGGUGAAGGUCGCCCUCUGUUGGGGUGCGGGUGUGGGAACUCACCUCACCUGCUCUGAAGCUCCCCAUUGUUGCUGAGAUGACUUAGAGCUGUAACGGAAGUCCUAAGGGGACGGACCGGCCAUCCAGUUACUGCCUCCUGCUGACCAGUGGCCAGCAGCCGCCCGUGUGUGGAGCGAGCGAGCCCUCUGCCUCCUCACGGCUGGGGAGCCCGGGAGCCAGCUGCUGCCACACGUCUCGGGCGCUCGGUGGCACCUUCUCCAAGUGCGUUUGACGAGGGAGAGUCUCGCACCAAGACCUGCCUGCUUUCCGGGCCGGGGCGGCCGCUGCCUGACACCUUCCCGGCCGCCCCGAGAGGCACGGCGACUUUCCUCAGUGUUCACGCGUGACCACGGCCACUUGAGGGUGACUUGUCUCCGUUCCUCGUGCGUUCGUGUGGGGUCUGUCCCCGGCCACCAGGUCUGGGCUCACCCUGCCCGUGAGUCCGCGUCCCCAGGACCCGCUGGAGCGAGACGGGAGGUGCUCCCUGCGCCCCAGGGAGAGGCUGGGAGGCCGAGCAGACCCAAUGCGUGGCCUCGGCUGUAAGUGCGUGUGAGGACGUCCACGGCUCUUGCCCACGAGUGGGCUCUGCCUCCUCCGCAAACUGUUCCUAAGUUUCCACGCUCAGGUGCCGCGUGGGCGUCACUCUGUGCCAUCCGUGUCCACGCACCAUCCGGGCACCAGGUGGGCAGCACGGGGCCUCCUGGUGGAGGGGAAGGGGUGGGCAGGUGGGCAGCACAGGGCCUCCUGGCGGAGGGGGAGGGAGUGGGCAGGUGGGCAGCACGGGGCCUUCUGGCGGAGGGGUGGGGGUGGGCAGGUGGCGGUGUGACUGGGAAGAGGCUCCCCUCAGCCUGGUUCUCGGGCAGGAGCCGAGGGCAGCGGAGUCCCGGUCCAAGCCCAGUUCCCGCUGAUCAGCCGCGUGGCCUGGGGCAGGUCACUGCGUCCCCGGAGACUGUCUCCCUCCACGAGUCGGGGAGCCUCUGGCUCAGGCCACAGGUCGGCCGAUGACACUCGGACGGAGCAGCAGCCCCUCUUGCCCACAGUUUCCGUUCCCAGGGUUUCAGUUAACCUGGGUCCGAGAGUAUCGAAGGAAAAAUUCCAGAAAUAAACCAUUUAUACGUUUAAA
Myotis daubentonii (Daubenton's bat) is the source of this 2613-nucleotide messenger RNA. RefSeq names its product MIS18 kinetochore protein A (gene MIS18A). Gene Ontology annotation, biological process: chromosome segregation; CENP-A containing chromatin assembly. The record is from RefSeq and is a predicted model, not a curated record. Gene Ontology annotation, cellular component: chromosome, centromeric region; nucleus; chromatin. NCBI's taxonomy places the organism in Eukaryota, Metazoa, Chordata, Mammalia, Chiroptera, Vespertilionidae.